Poecilia reticulata (guppy) is the source of this 3667-nucleotide messenger RNA. It is a transcript of the gene epor, whose product is annotated as erythropoietin receptor. Gene Ontology annotation, cellular component: external side of plasma membrane; membrane. Lineage: Eukaryota; Metazoa; Chordata; Actinopteri; Cyprinodontiformes; Poeciliidae. Gene Ontology annotation, molecular function: cytokine receptor activity; protein binding. Gene Ontology annotation, biological process: cytokine-mediated signaling pathway. The record is from RefSeq and is a predicted model, not a curated record.
CACAGACGAUGAAAACAUGCUGGUGCAGAGAGGAGAUAAGGAACCGUUUCAGAGUUCCUCUUUUGGGACUGAGAGCACGCUGCUGUUUCCCAAGGUGCCAAGGAACGUAAACAGCUCUGCACCGCGUCUUAUCGCUGUCCAGCAGGCGCGCAGCCGCGUUGCGCCAUCGCAGUCGUAUCUGAAGAAAAAAGUAAGAAAAGAAGAAAAAAAAAAAGAAAACAAGCCUCUCUGCUGGCUGCCGCCUGUUUCUGACAGUUGCUCGUCCAGGGAUGCAGGUUGGACGGCAGAGAAUCCGAGUCUUUCAGACUAAAGGAUGACAUGUGAGCGACUCGUCCGGCUGCUGGCUCUUUACCUGACGCUCUGCGCCGCCGCAGCUGCUGCAGACGUUCAGGAUUUUAAACGAAAAGCUUCCAUUCUUCUAAAGGAAGAACCAAAGAACCCGAAAUGCUUUGCGGAGACCAAGAAGGACUUUGUGUGUUUCUGGGAGGAAGACGAGGAGCGRGCCGGCUCUGUGGAUCAGUACUCCUUCAGAUAUGCCUACCAAAAUGAGAACGGCAGCACGUGCGCGCUGCAGGUCCUGCGGUCAGCAGGUGGGAAGCGGCUCUUCGUGUGCCGUUUGGACCGGGUCCAGAUGUUCGCCCGACUGGACAUCCAAGUUUAUCGGGAGGGGAUCCAGAUCUACAACCGCAGCCUUCUCAUCGAGCUUCUGUUUCUGCUCGACCCUCCUAAGAAUGUGACAGUGAGCACCACAGGCCAUCAGGGCCAGCUGAACGUGAGCUGGGUGGCGCCGACUCUGAAGUACAUGGACGAUAGCAUGAUCUAUGAGGUUCUCUACGCUCCGGCAGACAGUCACGUAGGGCAGGUGGAGGCGAUACAAGCCUGCUCCGAGAUGAUUCUGAGGGGCCUUGAGACGGGUACAAAGUACAGGGUUCAGGUCCGGGUCAACCUGGAUGGCAUCACCUAUGACGGGUACUGGAGCGCCUGGAGUGACCCUGUGUUCACAGAGACUUUGCCUGCAGAACUUGACCCACUUAUUGUGUCCCUGACCAUCAUCAUCUCCUUCAUCCUUGUUCUGCUUUGUCUUACCAUGCUUCUGUCCCAUCACAGGUUCCUUAUCAAGAAACUUUGGCCAGCUAUUCCAACGCCUGACAGCAAGUUCCAAGAUCUGUUCACAGUUUAUGGUGGGGACUUCAAGGAGUGGUUAGGACAGACCAGUGGAAGCUUAUGGCUGACUUCCCCUUUCAUCCUCUCUGAAGAAUGCCCUUCUCCAUUGGAAGUACUCUCUGAACUCAACCUUUGUCCUCCGCUGUCCUCUCCACCUCUUCCACCAAAGGCCUCARAGGCUUUGGCCCUUGUCAGAAAUGAGGACAGGGUUUUGGGCAAAGGUCUUCUUGAUAGAGUGUCAGUGGACAGGGUUGAUGGCCUUCAAACAAAUGGAUGGAGGACCCCACUACACGACCACUGGCUGUUGGAUCGUCUAAGGGAGUUCCAACAGCACCCCGUCCCCAGGUCCCAGUGUUCUCUACUGGAAUCUCAAGACACCUACAUCACACUCAGCAGCAACAAACGCACUGAAGAAGAGCACACGGAGGACACUCUCGAGGAAGCGUUACCCCUUGGGGUGCUUUUUGCCUCCAGAAAGCCACCCAAAAGUGAGUCUCACUCUGACCUGGGCUCUGUGCAGCAAAGCUCUGGUUCUGGGAACCUUUCGUCUCAAUCCAGCUUUGAGUAUCCAAACAAUGUCUGGAUGGCCAAAGAUCCUGGAUACACCUACAUGGCAGUUGCAGACUCUGGGGUCUCCAUGGAUUACAGCCCUAUGAGUAGAGCUGAUGACAUUGGCAAAGUGGUUAUCUAUGCCAAUGACUACAAAAAUGAGAUUCCUCCUCAUAGAAGACCUUUCCUGGUAAGGCAGUACCCUGUCCAUGAUGAUGUCUGAGAGGAUACCAACUUGAAUCGGAGGACUGGAGAGCAGCAUUUGGAUAUUCACCGCAGGCUAAGGAUAGCCUCUCAUCAACUGUUAGGAAAAUAUUUGUGGUGUCUAAUAGACUCUUUGAGUCUGUUAGACACCAGCUAACAGACUCAAAGAGACACUUUGGAUAUUCUGUAAAGGACAUGACACUUCCAUUUGAAGCAAUAUCAACUGUGAUUCAUAGCAAAUAUUAAUACUCGACACUAUCCACCAAACCUUCCAGAUUAGAUUGGAAAAAAGUGUUUCCAGUGUUCUAUAUUUGAAAUAAUUAUGUUUUUGUUUAUCCUUCAGUGACAGGAUUGCUACAACACCUAAGGCAUGGUGAAAAGAAAGACUGCUCUAGAAGGUCUUUCUCUGGAAUUACUUUAUUGUGAACAAAUUUAUUAACAAAAGCAUAAACACGCUAUUAUUACCUCAGUUUUAUUCUGUCUAUAGUAGCCUAACCUAAAUCUAAAUCUGUAGGGUGCAGGCAUCAUUCUCUGACCCCCAAGUCCUUUUCUAGUUGUUUAACUGAUUGUUAAACAACUCUCAUAACCUUGAAGUGGUUAUGAGAGUCUGUAUCUGUAUACUUUUAUAAAUCUGUUUUAUACACUUGCAUUUUAUUAGGAAUUCAAAAGAUUGGAUUAAAUGCUAGCAUCAAUUUCUCUUAGCCAACAAUAUUAACUAGCUAAUAUGCUUACGCCGCCCACAAUGCUAAAGUUUGUUAGAUUAUGAUGUACCUUACAUACGAUGUUUAUCCAAUGUAUUAGCAUGCUAACAUUUUGUUAUUAGCACAGAACACAAACUGAGAUUAAGUCUCAGUUUGUGAAUUCAACUUUUUUUUUUUUUACCUUUUCACGUUAAGACAAAGGAACAACAUUGUCAUCAACAUCCAAACCUUCUUGGAAAGUUGGUGCUACAUGAAAAGGUGGUCAAAAUAUUCAUGAAUUAUACACGUGCAGGUUUUGACAUUAGAAAGGCAACAUAAAAAUGAAUGAUAAUUUAAAUUUAAUUGUAGCAGACCUACAUCACGACAUGGAUUUUGUAUAUUUUUGUACAUUUUCCUCUCAUUUUGUUUAAUCAGAAGGUCGUAGGUUCAUUUCCAGCUCCCUCCUGUCAUACGUUGAUGUGAUGUGCAGGCMAGGGGCAUAUUGCUUGCCAAUCUGGUAUCGGUGUAAAAAUGUGUUUGUGAGCCCAAAUGGAUUAACAUGGCUGUAGCGUAAAGCACUUUGAGUCGCGAGUAUGGUUGGAAAAAUGCUAUAGAAGUUCAGUUCACUUACCAUCAUACUGAUUUACCGACUACACCAAAAAUACAUAAUAUUUAUAUUGCUCACUGUCGGGUUAUUUCUAAAUCUAAAAUCUAGAAUAUUUGUGUGAAAUAUAAAAAUUUUUAAUAAUAGCACUGUUGUUUCAGAUAAAGAUUGUAUUUUUUAAUCAUUUAUCAAUAACAAGUAAAUUAAAGUAUAUUCAGUGGAAUUCUCAUUACUGUAGGCUAUGCAGCAUUGCUUUAAGAUAAUUAUAUUUAGGGAACUGUACUUGUUUAAUAAUUUCUUCUGUUGUACAUCUUUGGGCCAACACUGCCCCCUAGAGAACAGAACCUGGCAGACUAGAAUUUUCCAGUCUACUGCGGCUCUGAUUAACCUUUUAAUAAGCUUAUUUGCUUGCUGUGAAUGAUAAACUUGUUGCGGCUGUAAUUGUAAAUUGAAUUGUAUUACUGAA